Molecule: messenger RNA, 1300 nt
Organism: Trifolium pratense (red clover)
Lineage: Eukaryota; Viridiplantae; Streptophyta; Magnoliopsida; Fabales; Fabaceae
Product: 29 kDa ribonucleoprotein A, chloroplastic
Exons: 4
Coding region: 107-1033 (308 amino acids)
Cellular component (GO): cytosol
Molecular function (GO): mRNA binding
Source: RefSeq, a predicted model, not a curated record
AAUAUAUCAAAAAAAAAAAAAAACGGUAUUAUCAGUUAUCACUACUGCCCCUUAUCUACUUACUUCUCCGCCUCCUCGUGUAUCGUAUAGCAAUAGCACCAAUCCAAUGGCAACUUUAGAAUCAGCCAUAAUAACUGUAUUAUUCACACCUCAACGUUUUUCAAAUAACUACCAUUUCCUACCUAAAUCACACGAUUCCGUUAAAUUCCAUUCUUCUUCUUCUUCUUCAUCUUCCCUUUUCUCUCACAAACUUCACUUUUCUUCUUCUUCUUCUUCCUCCAAUUCCCGAACACUCUGCUUUGCUUUACAAGAGGUAACAGAGGCAGCAAUUCAAGACGAUAAAACAGAGCCAUUAAACAACGUUAAGAACAAGCUUUGUGUUUUUAACUUACCUUGGUCUCAGUCUGCACCAGACAUCAAGGACCUCUUCGCCCAAUGCGGAACUGUAAUCUCCGUCGAGUUGAUUAUAAAGAGCAAAGAGGGGAAGGGAAAAGGUUAUGCAUUUGUUACUAUGGAUACAGGAGAAGAGGCUCAGGCUGUUGUUGAUAAAUUUAAUGGUCAUGAAAUAUCAGGCCGGAUAAUAAGGGUAGAGAUUGCAAAGAGAUUAAAGAAACCUCCUCCUCCUCCACCUCCUUCAGGUUCACCUUCUAGCGAUGCACGCUAUGUAAUUUAUGCUUCCAACCUUGCAUGGAAAGCAAGAUCUACACAUCUCAAAGACAUCUUCACUGAGAAUUUCAAAGAACCAGUUUCAGCCAGGGUUGUUUUUCAGAACGCUGAUGGGAGAUCUGCUGGGUAUGGAUUUGUUUCUUAUCAUACAAAGGAGGAAGCAGAUGCUGCUGUUUCUGCUUUGGAAGGGAAGGAGUUAAUGGGACGACCACUUCGCGUAAAAAUAAGUGAAAAGAAGGUUAAAAAAGCUGAAAGUGAAGAAGUUGAAGAGAAAAUUGCUGCAAUUGAAGAAAGUGAAGAGCAAAUUGCUGAAAGUGGUGAAGGUGGUGAAAAGCAAGUUGUCAACGCUCAAUUGGAAGAGUCAUAAAUCCAAAUUUUUCAUUUGGACACGGUAAGUAGAUUGAGACGGAACCUCUAAAAGUUGGAAUUUUACCUCAUGUAUACAGAGAUAUGAAGGAUGAUUUCUUGCAUUCACAAUCACUUUUCAAUUAGGUUGAGUUUAACAUACCUCUAAAAUGUAAGUGAAAAUUUAAGAGUUCAAUUUUUAGGGUAUUCGUAAAGUGUGACUAGCAAUUUCAUCUGUUCAGAGUUCAAAUAUUAUAAUUCAAAUAUUAUCUGUUCAGAGUUCAAAUCA